Molecule: messenger RNA, 756 nt
Organism: Plasmodium knowlesi strain H
Lineage: Eukaryota; Apicomplexa; Aconoidasida; Haemosporida; Plasmodiidae
Product: conserved Plasmodium protein, unknown function
Exons: 2
Coding region: 1-756 (251 amino acids)
Source: RefSeq, a predicted model, not a curated record
AUGAUCAAGAUGAUCAAGAUGAGGUACCUUCCAACCAGGGGGACGACCCUCUCUUUCGUCCUGACAACACUUUUGUUUAUCCUGUACAAUGUGAAGAUAUUCAUCUUAUCGGAGGGGAGAAGCUUGAAGGGGUACCACCACCUCACGGUUGAUUCGUCUCUCCUGACCCCUCUGCGACAUCCUUACGAACGUGGAUUUGAAGGUGGACGUAAAAACAUGGGUUGGAAAGGGGAACGUACCCCUCUGUUAAAAAUCCCCCAGUUUCACUCUCCCAGGGAGGAUCAUAAAGUCGACCCCGCAAUGCUUAAGCGGUCAUCUUUGCCAAGUGCAUCCAUUUUGAUGAACUGGAAAGAUGAUGUAAAAAAAUUAGUAAACAGGUGGGGACUACUUAAGACAAACCGAGAGGAGAGUACAGAAGUGCACCCCCUAAAGAACUGCCGAUGGGAAAUCACAACGUUCAAUUUUCUCUUACAAAAGAAGUCUUCCUUUUUCAUCCACAUAAACGAAAAUGGGACAGUGAAGAUGCCUGACGAUUUGCAAGGCACAUGGUCCUACAGCAAUUAUUACUUAACUUGGACUGUGGAGCAUGAGGACAGGCGUGUCUACUACACGGCAGAGCUAAUCUGGAACGCCGACAAGAGCAAACUAGUUAAGGGCAUCAUCUACGAGGAGAAGAAACGACAGCGCUUCUUCUUGCCUGCAUACUUUUUCAGGAAAAUCCUCGGUUCUUUCGAAGGACGCGUUUCCUUGAAGUAG